Messenger RNA from Jatropha curcas, 1517 nucleotides. Its product is annotated as C2H2 and C2HC zinc fingers superfamily protein. NCBI's taxonomy places the organism in Eukaryota, Viridiplantae, Streptophyta, Magnoliopsida, Malpighiales, Euphorbiaceae. The record is from RefSeq and is a predicted model, not a curated record. Gene Ontology annotation, biological process: response to aluminum ion; response to acidic pH.
UAACUAUACUUUCAUUGCACAUAUAUAUAUAGCUUAGUCUUGUAUGAUGACAAGCUUUUUAACAGAGAACACCCAAAACCUAUCCAGGCAAAACUUAUACACAAAAAGGGUGUUCAUCUUUUUUUGAUAAAAAUGAUUUUAGGGCAGACAAGUGAUAAUAAUAAUCCUUGUUACCCUAAUUUAUCACAAGGUUUAGAUAUAUAUUCUGAUGAUACUUUUGUUUCGAGCUCUAUUGUUGAAGCAAGUUCAACCAUGGAAAUUAGUUCUCAUUCAAAUUCUCUACUUUAUAGUCUCUCCCUCCUCAAAGAAAAGGUUAACCAAGUUCAAUCGUUGGUUAGUAUCAUCAUCUCGCCGGAUCAAACUGCUCAACAGCCUGAAUCAACGUCUCUAGCAAUAACAAGAAUGAGCACCAUGAUUCAAGAAAUCAUUGUUACUGCAUCUUCAAUGGUUUUCACCUGCCAACAAAUGGGUACUAGUAAUCCUAGCACCAAUCAACUGCACCGACCGGCUGUAGCUAAUGCUAAUAGGGUUCAAGAAAACGAGUUGCUGCAAUCAAAUUUUGGUGGCAGUGAUAGAGGGAAAAGCUACUUCUCUAGCGAAACCUUUGAUUGGUAUGGUGAAAACUACAAUAGUUAUAAUAGUAAUCGAGGUAUGGUUGUUAUUAGUAAUAAUAAUAAUAAGAUGGAAAAUAAAAGAGAAAAUGUAGAAAAUAAUAUAGAAGAGAAAUUAUCAUCCGUAAUGAAGAAUUACGACAUAAUUGAGUUAGAUGCAGCAGAUUUAUUGGCUAAGUACUCUCAUUACUGUCAAGUUUGUGGUAAGGGGUUUAAGCGCGAUGCGAAUUUAAGGAUGCAUAUGAGAGCUCAUGGAGAUGAAUAUAAGACUCACGCAGCUUUAAGCAAUCCAAUGAAGAAUAGUAGAAGUGAAGGAGAUGAUAUUGAUAAUAAUGAUAAGGAGUCACGUUUGAAGUUGCCAAGAAAAUAUUCGUGUCCGCAAGAAGGGUGCAGGUGGAAUAAAAAACAUGUGAAGUUUCAGCCAUUGAAGUCUAUGAUCUGUGUGAAGAAUCAUUACAAGAGAAGUCAUUGCCCUAAAAUGUAUGUCUGUAAGAGGUGUAAUAGGAAGCAAUUCUCAGUGUUGUCUGAUUUGAGAACUCAUGAGAAGCAUUGUGGAGAUGUUAAAUGGCAAUGCUCUUGUGGCACAACAUUUUCUAGGAAAGACAAAUUAAUGGGUCAUGUUGCUUUGUUUAUUGGACACUCUCCAGCAACUACUGCUACUUCUUCUUCUACAAAGCCAGCUACAACAGAAAUGGAAUUCAAAUGCAACUAGAUCAGGUAAAUUAAUAAAUAUCUUGUAUAUAGCAAUAUGUAUUUAGUUACUUAUUUAAUUAUCAUCAUAAGCAUGAUUAUCAUUUCCUCAGAGUUUUUUUAUGUAAUCUAUUUACCAUCUGCCACAUUAGUCAUGUAAAAUGUGAUGAAACUAAUAUGAAAUAUUUAUUUUACUAUAAAAAUAUGUCCUUUUCA